AUGGAGAAGAAACGCGUUUCUGCUAUCGGUGGAAUGCCUGAAGGAGUUAGUUACCUCCUGACUGACCCACUGCGCGUCUCAUCUCACUGUAAUACUUGGCCCUUCGUCACAAUGGUCAUUGUGUAUCCUCUUGUUGACAGUUCUUUUCUUUUCUGUAACGUUUAA
Molecule: messenger RNA, 165 nt
Organism: Bipolaris zeicola 26-R-13
Lineage: Eukaryota; Fungi; Ascomycota; Dothideomycetes; Pleosporales; Pleosporaceae
Exons: 1
Coding region: 1-165 (54 amino acids)
Source: RefSeq, a predicted model, not a curated record